Syngnathoides biaculeatus (alligator pipefish) is the source of this 2438-nucleotide messenger RNA. RefSeq names its product establishment of sister chromatid cohesion N-acetyltransferase 2 (gene esco2). Gene Ontology annotation, biological process: mitotic sister chromatid cohesion. Lineage: Eukaryota; Metazoa; Chordata; Actinopteri; Syngnathiformes; Syngnathidae. The record is from RefSeq and is a predicted model, not a curated record. Gene Ontology annotation, molecular function: protein-lysine-acetyltransferase activity. Gene Ontology annotation, cellular component: nucleus; chromatin. The transcript has 15 exons. The coding region runs from base 219 to 1988 and encodes 589 amino acids.
AUUGUGGUAUUACCCGCGAAAUACCGGUUCCGUUUCGGGCUGGUGCGCGCCUUCAAAACAUAUUGAGGAAGCGGCUCCAAUUUUCGACAUUAUUUCAACAUAUUUACUACACUAAAAGUUGUGAUUUGUCAUCCACAACUUGAAAGGCGUUUUUGUGUUUGGCUUGAAACGGAUUCUAAAGAAGCGUAAUUGUUCGUACGCAGGCAAAGGAUCGAAAGAUGCUCGCGUGCAGUCGGAAGAGGAGGCCGUCGUCUGUGGACAGUCGUCCGGCCAAGAAAAGCGAGAGGGAGGCGUCCCCCGUCGAGAGGCGACCUACCGGGAGGAAGCCGGACGGUUGUUUGCUCAAAGAAAACCGUCCUUCACCGAGGAAAUCUCCUCGGAAAGCAACGGGUUUACCGCUCAAGCCGGCGGUGGCGACGAGCUCCUUCUACGGGCCGAAAAAGAGCGUCUACCUCACGCCCCUGGAGAGGAAGGCAGCCAAGGAAUCGCUCCCUCCCCCGCCGCCUCUCCCCCCGGGCAAGGCCAAAUCAGCCGAGAGGAAAAACGAGAAGGUGGCGAAAAGAAAGCAGGCCAAGGGCGCGGCGGCGGGCUCGAAGAUCAGGAGGAACGCCGGCGCCGCCAAGACCGUCAAUCUGCCCAAGUUGAACUCCAGCAGAAACGCCCAGGACAAGGCGUCCGAACCCAAAAUGGCCAUCACCAUCACCCUGAACAGUACGAAGAAGCCCAAAGCCAAGAUUUUUGUGGGCGCCGCCUUCUUCAGCGCGCCCAAGAAGCCCUCCUCCGCGCACAGGAAGGCGGCCACCGCCAAGGUCAAGCGGCCGGCCGGCGUGAAGACAGACGAGUCCCGGAGUCACAGGGCGGACGCCCCGCCCAAGAGAACUCAAACGAGGGCCGUGCGGCCCGCGGCGAAGAAAGACCCGCCCGGGGGGAAGUUGGACUGUACGAGCGACCUGCCGGAGAAGACGCCGAGAUCUCCUCAGGCCGUGGUCAAGGAUUACCGGAUCACGAAGGAGCUGAAAAUCCAUCUGACGAGGACCCAGAUCCCGACAUCCGGAGCAUCGUCCUUCGGUUCUCAGGAUGACAGCUCCAAGAUGGUCAUUGACGUCUGCGACGCGAGUUCCAGGAGUGCGACCGCCUCCGAGUCCGCACCGCCUAAAACAUCGACUGCUGUGUACCCCAUUUUUGGAUCCACCUCCAAAGGGUCCAAGAGCGCCCCCGCCGGCCCGACUCUGCCGUUGUCGUCCACCAAAGAGCGACCCGUCCGCAAGAGGAAGGAGAAGCACGACCGCGACCAGCUCAUCAUCGACGCGGGCCAGAAGCAGUUCGGCGCCGCCAGCUGCGCUUCCUGCGGGAUGGUGUACAGCGCGGACAACCCCGAGGACAACUUCCAGCACGAGCAGUUCCACCGCUGCCUCCUGAACUCCAUCAAGUUUGUGGGUUGGAAGAAGGAGAGGGUGAUGGCAGAGUUCUGGGACGGAAAGAUCAUCAUGGUCCUGCCGGAUGAUCCCAAGUACGCCGUCAAAAAGGCGGAUGAGGUGCGCCGCAUCGCCGACAGCGAGUUGGGCUUCCAGCAGGUGGCGCUCAGCAGACCCUCGCAGGCCAAGACCUACUUGUUCGUCAACAGAGGUCGGAUGGUGGUGGGCUGCCUGGUCGCAGAAUCCAUACAGCAGGCCUUCAGAGUUCUGGAGCAACCGGAUCAGCCCAAGGACUUGACCAAGGAUGACUUCAUGGACCGGCACCGGGCGUGGUGCUGCUCCACCGUGCCGGAGAAGGCGCUGUGCGGCCUGAGUCGCGUCUGGGUCUUCAGCCUGGCCCGCCGUCAGGGCAUCGCACGCCGCAUGCUGGACACAGUCAGGAGCACGUUUAUGUACGGGAGUCACCUGACGAAGGAGGAAAUCGCCUUCUCGGACCCGACACCGGACGGGAAACAGUUUGCGACGGCGUACUGCGGCACGCCCGCGUUCCUCGUCUACAACUUCGUCGCCUGAAGCGACCCGCAAGCGAAUGUUUCACGGUGUUGUUUUUUUUUUUUUUGCUGUCGGUAAAAGUCAGUCAGUUUUCCAGCUCGCGGCUGAAUCUUGCAUACAGUAUUUGUUUUUUUUUUUUUUUACAUUUAGUAAAAAAAAAAAAAAAGUCAGUUUUUCAGCUCAGGGCUGAGUGUUGUAUAUUUGCGAAAGUUUUAUGCAGAUGUUUAUACAGAAAUUUUUAAAACAUUGAUCUCUUCACUGAGUUUCGAAGGAGGAAAUGUAUUUUUGGGAGGAUUCUGUUUUCCCUUCUCACUGGAAUUUUGUGGGAACGUUGUCGACAAAAAUUCACGACAUUAUUAUAAUAAACCAAUAAGCGUUGAAAUUACAGUUAAAUGUGACAUUUAUGACUUCAAUUGGUGUAAUUUAAAGAGUUGUGUAUUGAUGACCUUCCCCAUGGCUUGAAAAUAAUAA